CGUUGAUAAACACAGGUUUUACCAGAGCGUCCUGACAGGUUGGCUCAGUUCAGACGCCUGGGGGCCGAGGUGAUGUGAUGGAUCGGAGCUCGACAUUGAGACUGAGGAUGAUUCGGCUGAACGUGGUUCUGCUCCUGUCCGCCAGCAUCAUCUGUCUGCAUGGGAAUCCUAUCUCAGACGACCACGAUCUUCACUGUGUGAAUGAUUACUUGUUCACGGUCAACUGCACCAUGAGCCUCAGACCAUCAGAAGACACAUCCGGCAGCGACAGCUCCUACUGGCUCAAUUUCACAGAAACAUUUGAACCGAGGAUGUUUCAGUGCAUGCUGACAAACACCGACAGGGAUUAUUUCUGCUCUGUUAAAACCUACGAUAUGACGCCUGACGACGAUUCUCCAGAGACGUUCUCAGACACAGAUACUUUUAAAAUCUCACUCUGUCGCAACCACACUGAUGGAUCUGAAAUGUGCGAGGAGCUGGAUGGCGAAUACACACCUCAAACCAACAUUAAACCAAACGCACCGUGCUGCCUCACGCUCAGCCGGAACUCAAGUCAAUACCACUUCACCUGGAGCAGCACCUAUGAGGAAUAUGAGCCUUACAUGGCUUUGGUCCAAGACUUCAAGUAUCAGCUUCAUUAUUUCAGAAGAGGAGUCGAACACGACGACAAUGAGGUGAUCUCUCAUGAUAUCUACACAGAAAGAACAAACUAUUCUGUGGACGAUGACGUGUUCAUGCUGAACGCAGAGUACACUGCCAGUGUACGGUCCAGUCCCAACCUGGUUUUUUACCAGGGACAGUGGAGCGACUGGUCCGCUGAGGUUCAUUGGAGGACGGGGUCGGCCAUCACUGAACUUCCCAGAAACACAUUUUUUACGAGGCUGGGGAUGAAGGUGUUCCUCACCUUAUGUGUGCUGGUGCCACUCAUCCUCCUUGUGUGCUAUGCUCCUGUAAAGAGGUGGAGGCAGAGGGCCUUCAUCCCAAGUCCAGCUCCCUAUUUCCACACCCUGUACUCCGACUGUCAAGGAGAUUUUAAGAGAUGGGUGAUCACACAAGAAGGCACAGCAGACACGCCGAAAGCAGAGGCCUCGCUCCAAAUGGACACCCUGACCCAGUGUGCAGAGGUCCCAGAGGACGAGCUCCACCCCCACCUUCCCCACCGGCUGAUGGAAGGCAGCGUGUACAGUAACCUAAUCAACCCAGAGUGUGAUACCUCUUGCCUGGGCGUCCCGUAUGCUGUGAACACCAUGGGGCCACUGUCAGCUCCAGGGAGUCUGACCCUUUGUUAUCAGUCUGGCAGCCCAGCUGAGGGGGACUCAGGGUGCUGGCUCUGCAGCGACUCCUCCCUGCAGAAGGACUCUCUUUGGUACUUUAGUAAAUACUGCACCCUGGACAGCCUCACGCAGUCUAAUCCACUCACAGCAGAGCAUGAUGGCCACUUGUCAACAAAAUGUUCCUCACAGCGGAUCAUCAGCAUGGAGGCCACUGGGGAAACACAGUGAUUAGUGUGUGUGAAGUAACUAGGGCAGGAUAAUAGUUACAAAUCUAGUUGUAAACCAAGCUGGCCCAUAAGUUUAACCUCCAGACAUGUAGUGCUUCACAACGCUGCAAACGGCUACUUUAAAUGCUUUAUAACUGUUCAUAGUCCAGUGGUGAGAAGCCAUUAUGCCAAUCAGCUAUUAUAAGAUGCUACAGCAUUAUGUUAAAUGUAAAUAUAUCAAUGUAUAACCUUUGUUAAGCACUUGCAAAAAUAGCUUUCACAGAUUUGAGGCAAAACUAUUUUUUAGACUAAUUGUACAUGAUUGAAUAUUUUGCUUUGUUCCUACCGGCAACAAUCUUAUUGUAUUUUCCUUGUGUAAUAAAGAUACUGCAAACAUUUUGUAGAAAGUUUUAUUUACGCCAACACAUACAUGAACAAAGCACCAUAUAACCUUAAAGUCUGAUACAGAAGUAAGCCUACCUGCCUCAGUCGUUGUGGCCAUUUUUAUUUAUUCCAUAGCAAACACUCUGAAUAACAAAAAGACAGCCAAGGCAGCAGAUUCUAUCAUAUAUUACAGCAUGCUGAAUAGAAAACCUGGGAAAGAGAAUUAGACAGAGCCAUCUAGAGACACUAGUGAGAUACAACAGUAUAAAAGUGCCAUUCAUUAUACAGCAGUUGAAAUACUGACAAUGAAAUAAGCUAAUUUUACAUUAAUUUGAUGGAAAAUAAAAGGGGAAAACAAAGGAAUAGACCCUGUGAAAGAGCAAAAUAAACAAGGGACAUUUUCUUCCUUGAACACUGAUGACAGCCAGUUUGCAUUGUGUUGAUGAAACUGGUACCGAGCUGUGUCCCUUGCAUCACAUAAGACAA
Pleuronectes platessa (European plaice) is the source of this 2350-nucleotide messenger RNA. Its product is annotated as interleukin-21 receptor. Gene Ontology annotation, molecular function: cytokine receptor activity; protein binding. The coding region runs from base 78 to 1502 and encodes 474 amino acids. The record is from RefSeq and is a predicted model, not a curated record. Lineage: Eukaryota; Metazoa; Chordata; Actinopteri; Pleuronectiformes; Pleuronectidae. Gene Ontology annotation, cellular component: external side of plasma membrane. Gene Ontology annotation, biological process: cytokine-mediated signaling pathway; immunoglobulin mediated immune response. The transcript is spliced from 8 exons.